CUGAGAUACUGAAGAAUUUUCCCCUCACAUUUUGUGCCUGCUUAGCUACCUAGACAGAGCAGCUAUCCAUGGCUCCAAUCCUUGAAUGGAUUCUUCCAAGAGCUACAGGCAGUCCAUAGAACACUUGGAAUUUGCUUUUUCUGACAUUUUUGUAGUCAGCAAUUAUGUCUCAGAGCGGGCACCGGAUCCUGAAAAAGACAUUCUGACUCUCUCUGCUGCGAGACAGACACUGUGGGCUGCAGAUGACUUUGAAGAGGGCUCCGCCACUCAAUACCAGAACAAUGAAACAGAGAAAGGAGAAAACACUGGAAGAGAAUUGGCUAAGAUUACAGGGAUAUAUUUUAUUUAUGUCAAGGAUGAAGAUGCAUAUACAAAAGCACACUAUUUCUAACACCCAGGAACAACAUGAUUUGCAUAGAUCCUUACAUGAAAUUUCAGGAAGAAAUGGACCUCAUUUAUUGGACUACUGCAAAGAUGAAUUGGCCACAGAAGACAGUAAAUCUCAUUUUGGAAAAGUUAUCCUUACUAUUGAAGGCUUCUAUCAAUAUCUAUAAAACAAGAAAGUAAUUUUGAAUAAAGAAGGAA
This is a messenger RNA of Heterocephalus glaber (naked mole-rat), 585 nucleotides long. It is a transcript of the gene Ifi44l, whose product is annotated as interferon induced protein 44 like. NCBI's taxonomy places the organism in Eukaryota, Metazoa, Chordata, Mammalia, Rodentia, Bathyergidae. The record is from RefSeq and is a predicted model, not a curated record.